Molecule: messenger RNA, 549 nt
Organism: Staurois parvus
Lineage: Eukaryota; Metazoa; Chordata; Amphibia; Anura; Ranidae
Source: the annotation of a GenBank genome assembly
AGAUGGAGUUGGAAGCUCUAAGGUCUAUCUAUGAAGGUGAUGAAAGUUUUAAGGAGCUUGGGCCCACCGCCUUCCAGUAUCGGGUUGGUGACGUGGGAGACACUAAGGCCUUUCUGAUUGAAAUAUCCUGGCCAGAAACCUAUCCAGAAACUGCACCAAAUAUAUCCAUGAAUGCUUUUUUUAAACAAUCAGAUUUCCCCACUGGUCAAACAGAGUAUCGCAAACAAGUUACAAGAACAGGUGGAAGCCAACCUUGGUACAGCCAUGAGUUAUACCUUAUUUGAGUAUGCCAAAGACAAUAAGGAGGAAUUAAUGGAACGUCACCAGCCAUUCAACAACUCUUUAACAUUAGCAGGAAGUGACGGCACCCUAGAACCAACAAACAUAACUCCUUCUAGUAAGAAAAAAGACAAAAAGGAGCAGUUGACAAAAGCACAAAAACGCAAACUAGCAGACAAAACGGAUCAUAGAGGUGAACUACCACGGGGAUGGAACUGGGUUGAUGUUAUUAAGCAGCUUGCUAAGACUGGCUCCAAUGAAGAUGAAUAA